Messenger RNA from Chrysochloris asiatica (Cape golden mole), 1872 nucleotides. RefSeq names its product breast carcinoma amplified sequence 1 (gene BCAS1). Bases 1 to 1872 code for a protein of 623 amino acids. The record is from RefSeq and is a predicted model, not a curated record. Gene Ontology annotation, biological process: myelination. The transcript has 13 exons. NCBI's taxonomy places the organism in Eukaryota, Metazoa, Chordata, Mammalia, Afrosoricida, Chrysochloridae.
AUGGUACAGGUGACAGAACUGAUGCCCAGCAAGGCUCAGUCCCUGGCCCUGAGCCUCCUGUUCAGGGGACCCCAGUCAGAGCAGCUGGGCACCAUCUACUUCUGCUCUCGGGGUCACGCCACCAUGGGUAACCAGAUGAGUGUUCCACAAAGAGUUGAAGACCAAGAGGACGACUUGGAGACGAUCACUGACCAGGUGGUGUCUGGAAACGAGUGCUCCCCCAAUGGGGUGCCCAGAGUCUUGUCCACUUGUACCAUCCAGCAUUGUGAUCAAGUUGAUUUGGGAAUAAGUAUCCGAGAGGAUAAUGCAGCCGGUUCUUCCCCCAAGACGGUGGAGAUAAGCAAUGUGGCAGAUGCCAACGGAAAGAAUCUUGGGAAAGAGGCCAGGCCCGAGGCACCAGCUGCUAAAUCUCGUUUUUUCCUGAGACUCUCGCCUCUUGUACCAGGACGUGCUGGAGACGAAGCCACAGAUUCAUCCGCUGGAUCAGGGCAGCUUGAUGUCAGCUGCAGUAAAGCCUCGGGGAACAAAGGCCCAAGUGAGAGCAUGGUGCUCCCUGCCGCAGCUGCAGCAGGGCCCGGCCCCAAUAAAAGCCCAGGGCAGGCCCCGGCUGAAGACGAAGCCACCGCUGCCUGUUGGGGACCGGAGCCUCUGCCCCUCGAGUCAGAGGGCGCAGUUCCUGCCAAGCGCAAAGACCCCAGCUUUUUCGACAGAGUUUUCAAACUGGACCAGGCACGGGAAAAGGCCCCAGGUGACCGCCAACCAGAAACCCAGCGCGCCCUGAGUCAAGAAAGUGCUGUUGAAAGCGCUGUGUCUUCCGGGCCGCCCCACCAUGUGCCAGCAGAGCAGGACCUAGUUGACAGCAAGGAAAAGGGAGGACAGGAAGUCAUACCUUUGAGCUCUUCUAUCCUGGAGGUCCCUGAAGAGCUGGACACUGAAAAGGAGAACCCCCAGACUACAAAUACAGCAGAAAAUAAUUCCAUCAUGAGCUUCUUUAAAACUCUGGUUUCAUCUAACAAAGCUGAAACAAAAAAAGAUCCUGAAGACAUGGGUGCGGAAAAGUCACCUCCCACUUCAGCUGACCCCAAGUCAGAAAAAGCCAACUUUACACCCCAGGAGACACAAGGGGCAGCCAAGAGUCCUAAAGGCUGCAACCCCUCCGGACCCUCGCCAUCUGCAGCAGCCAGUGAGACAGCAAAGGAAGGUGCCAAGGAGAAAACAGGACCCACCUCCAUGCCACUGGGCAAACUGUUUUGGAAAAAGUCAAUUAAAGAGGAUUCAGUCCCCACAGGUCCCGAGGAGAAUGCGGUGUAUGAAUCUCCAGUGGAGAUGAUAAAGUCUGAGGAAAUAGAAUCAGCCUUGCAAACAGUGGAUCUCAAUGAAGACGGAGAUGCUGUGCCUGAACCCGCGGAAGUAAAACCCAAACAAGAAGACAGCAAGCCAGCACGAAGCCCCCUGAUGAUGUUUUUCAGGCAAAUGUCAGUGAAAGGGGACGGAGGGAACACCGUCCCGGAAGGAAUCAAUGGGAAAGGAUCCGCCUGCCAAACAUCAGACUCCACAGAGAAGGUCCCCACACCACCAGAGCCGGAGCCAGCCACCAUUGGUCAGAAGGGCAAGGACGGCAACUCAAAGGACAAGAAAUCAGCAGCCGAGAUGAACAAGCAGAAAAGCAACAAGCCCGAAGCCAAAGAGCCAGCCCCAUGUGUGGAACAGGGCGCGGUGGAGGUCAGCUCUCUGCAGAGCGGGAGCAAGAGACCCGAGAAGCAAAGGCAGUCCUUCCGGGGUCUCCUGAAGGGCCUGGGAUCAAAGCGGAUGUUGGACGCCCAGGUGCAAACAGAUCCGGUCUCCAUUGGACCCAUUGGCAAAUCCAAGUAA